CUUGACGAGACAAGAUGUGGAAGGAGGAUAGAGGAUGCAGGAUGCUCAGCUGACGUACAUCUUAUGGUCCUUCAGGCACAUAUUCAUUUAUUGUAUGCAGCUGCCAGGUUGAAGUCCAGCUGAUUUGGAGGGACCCAAAUGUUGGGUUCAGUAAUCCUUCACUUGAAUCAUAUGUAUCCGGGUGAAAAUUCAUGCAUUCGGGAGCCUGCGUUCUGGAACACUACGCUGUACCCAUAUUAAAUGUAUUGUUUUAAGGUCUUGAAGACAAUGCAGAGACGACAUAGUAGCCUCACAGACAAUCCUCCUCCAGAGAGGACCCGGAGCCAAAAUUUGAGCUCUGAUACCAGCAUGGAUGACGGAGUCUUUAAUGGAAUGAAGCAAGAGACCCCAUCCUCCCAGCAUCUCUUCUCAAGUCUUACAGGUCUACAGCCAGGCCCUAUUACUGUUCAAUCUGGUUUAGUCCUGGGCUCCUCUGCUGGAAUUGGUGAAGUGUUCAUACAGAUGCCUCCUCCUCUUAGGGAAGAGACAGGAGGUCAUUCAGAGUCAAGUCCAUUUAUGAACCACCACCACCACCAUCAUCAUCCUCACCACCGGCAGCAGCCACAGCCUCCUGCACAUCACCAGCAGCAUCAUUUCCAGCACCCUCAUUCCCGGCCCUCCCUGCUGCACACGGCUGCUGGGGAACGGCACAGAGAGGAGAACAGUGAUGAACCUGGUACUCCAGCGCCAGCUCUUCCUGAGCUGAGGGCCAUCAUUUCCUGGUUACAGAAGGGACUCCCAUUCAUUCUAAUACUACUGGCCAAAGUCUGCUUUGAGCACAAGCUUGGUAUCGCUGUGUGCAUCGGAAUGGCCAGUACCUUUGCUUAUGCUAAUUCCUCUGUGAAACACCAGGUGUCUCUGAAGGAGAAGCGCUCUGUCUUGGUAGUGUUUUGGAUUGUGGUAUUCCUGAUGGGUAAUACAAUGUAUCUUCUCUACACUUUCAGAUCUCAGCAGCUGUACUAUAGUCUUAUUUUUCUCAAGCCCAACCUUGAGGGCCUGGACUUCUUUGAACUCAUUUGGAUUGUGGGCAUAUCAGACUUCGUUCUGAAGUACAUCACAGUAUCUCUGAAAUGUCUGAUCCUCAGCCUCCCGAGAAUUGUCCUAGCUGUUAAAUCAAAGGGCAAGUUUUACCUGUUAAUUGAAGAGCUCAGCCAGCUGAUCCGCUCCUUGGUGCCCAUCCAGCUGUGGUAUAAAUACAUUAUGGGGGAUGAUCCAUCAAGCUCCUACUUUUUAGGUGGUGUCCUUAUCAUUGUAUACAGUCUGUGUAAGUCCUUUGAUAUCUGUGGUCGCAUAGGAGGCUUAAGAAAGGCGUUGAGGAUUCUCUGCCGCCCUCAGAAGUAUGGGGUCCGUGCCACUAACCAGCAGUGCAGUGAAGCAGGCGAUAUUUGUGCUAUUUGCCAAGCAGAUUUCAAAGAUCCGUUGAUACUUAUUUGUCAGCAUGUUUUCUGCGAGGAGUGCUUGUGUCUUUGGUUCGACAGAGAGAGAACAUGUCCCCUCUGUCGUUCUGUUGCCGUGGAAGUGCUCCGUUUGUGGAAAGAUGGCUCCACUUCUGCCCAUUUCCAGGUGUACUGAGCUGAAGUGGCUGGCGCUAUACAUAUACACCGAUCAGUUGUAACAUUAUAACCACCUGCCUAAUAUUGUGUUGUGUCCCCCUUUUGCCGCCAAAACAGCCCUGACCCGUCGAGGCAUGGACUCUACUAGACCUCUGAAGGUGUGCUGUGGUAUCUGGCACCAAUAUGUUGGCAGCAGAUCCUUUAAGUCCAGUAAGUUGCUAGGUGGGGCAUCCAUGUAUGCAUCCUGGUGCCAUGUGUUCUUCAGGUAAGAGACGCGCACGCACCCGGCCAUCGACGUGAUGUAAAAGAAAAUGUGAUUCAUCAGACCAGGCCACCUUCUCCCAUUGCUCAGUGGUCCAGU
Spea bombifrons (plains spadefoot toad) is the source of this 1953-nucleotide messenger RNA. It is a transcript of the gene RNFT2, whose product is annotated as ring finger protein, transmembrane 2. The coding region runs from base 241 to 1611 and encodes 456 amino acids. Gene Ontology annotation, molecular function: ubiquitin protein ligase activity. Gene Ontology annotation, biological process: positive regulation of ERAD pathway. The transcript is spliced from 10 exons. Lineage: Eukaryota; Metazoa; Chordata; Amphibia; Anura; Pelobatidae. The record is from RefSeq and is a predicted model, not a curated record.